GUGCGCGCGCCAUUACGGUACAAACAUAAACAGGAAGUCAGCUCAAACGGAAGUGGAGAUUCGGCUCGUGCGGAAAUGACUGAAAGUGGCGCUCAGCUUUUUGCUCGUCUUGAGGCCCGUCGCUGUCUGAAGGACAUUGAACCUCAACUGUUUCCUGAACAUGGAGGACCCAACCAUGGUGAGGUGGUGGAGCUGUAUGGAACAGAGGGAACAGGGAAGACGGAGUUGCUUUACCACCUCCUGUGUCGCUGUGUGUUGCCGGUGGCUAGUGGCGGUCUAGAGGUGGACGUUGUGUUCGUGGACACCAACUACAGUCUGGACAUGUUACGACUGGUCAGCAUCCUGGACAGCCGACUGAAUGCGGCUCGUUCUACCGGCUCGUCUUCAGACGAAUCCGAUGAGGCGGCCUUGCAUUUGUGUCUUUCUCGGCUCUUGGUCGUCCACUGCUCCUCCUCAUCCCAGCUCGUUCUCACCCUCCACUUUCUGGAGACUUCCCUGUCGUCCCGGCCUGGACUCGCACUCCUCGCCAUCGACAGCAUCUCUGCUUUCUAUUGGCUGGACCGAUGCGAGGGUGGAGCCAGCGUCACCAAACAGGAAGAGAAACUCAGCAAGUGUAUAGAGCUGCUGGGUCGGCUGCUCAGGGAUUAUAGAAUCACUGUUUUUGCCACCUGCCACGCCAUCAGGAGGAGCUACAAUGGAUCCUCCUGCUCUGACUACGACCGACCAUACCUCUGUCGGCCCUGGCAGCGGCUGGUUACCCACCGGCUGCUGUGCUCCAGGCAGGAGGCUGCAAACAACAUGGCCACCACAGCAGGAAGCAGCAAGGAGCAGAGGAGACAGCAAGUCUUCACCGUUCACUGCACCUCCUCCGGCUCCAUGACAAAGGGUUACAGCAGCAGCUCCUUCUACGUGACAGAUAGAGGAGUGAAGUUCAUCUGAACUGCCAUUGACUGAGCUCCUGCUCACAUGACAUUAAACAUCAGUGAACCCCUCUG
This is a messenger RNA of Cyclopterus lumpus (lumpfish), 995 nucleotides long. It is a transcript of the gene xrcc2, whose product is annotated as X-ray repair complementing defective repair in Chinese hamster cells 2. Gene Ontology annotation, cellular component: Rad51B-Rad51C-Rad51D-XRCC2 complex; centrosome; replication fork. The coding region runs from base 76 to 939 and encodes 287 amino acids. Gene Ontology annotation, biological process: DNA strand invasion; double-strand break repair via homologous recombination. The record is from RefSeq and is a predicted model, not a curated record. NCBI's taxonomy places the organism in Eukaryota, Metazoa, Chordata, Actinopteri, Perciformes, Cyclopteridae. The transcript has 6 exons. Gene Ontology annotation, molecular function: ATP binding; ATP-dependent DNA damage sensor activity; four-way junction DNA binding.